Molecule: messenger RNA, 939 nt
Organism: Funneliformis mosseae
Lineage: Eukaryota; Fungi; Glomeromycota; Glomeromycetes; Glomerales; Glomeraceae
Source: the annotation of a GenBank genome assembly
AUGGAGCUUUAUAUACCUCCAAAGGGACUUACUUUCAGGCUUCAAAAUUAUCAAACCAACUGGGUCAUGUAUUCUAGAUUUUCUCCAGAACCUCAAUUGUAUCAUCACUCAGAUAAUGCAGAAUAUAAGGAUCAAUAUUGGACAUUGGUUCCAGGAACAGAAAAAAAACAUUCAGGAUAUUUUAGAAUUGAGAAUUAUUAUUCCAAAUUGUCCAUCUUUUCUAGAUUCACUGCUGAACCAAAAUUCUUUCAUUAUACAGGCGAUAAUAAACUUGAUGAUCAGUUUUGGACCUUGAUUCCAGGAACAGGAAAACAUCUUGGUUAUUUUAGAAUUCAGAAUUAUGUUACCAAAUGGUCCAUUUUUUCUAGAUUUUCUGAAAAUCCACAAUUUUAUCAUAAACCAAGCGAUGAUAAAGAUGAUGAACAAUACUGGAUUUUUAUAUUUGAAGAUAUGAUUGUUGAAAGUAUAAAUUAUCUCAUUGAUAAAGGAAAAAUUAAAAACACAACAUCAGUUGUACUUAUGAAACAAAUUUUUUCGAAUGAUACUUAUUUAAAACAAACAUUUAAUUUUAAAAUGGAUAAGGGUGAAAUUCAUAUGUCAAUUUUUGAACAUUCAUAUGGAUUUACUGUAAAAGUAGGAAUGGAAUUUAAAGCUGAAAUUCCAAGUGUAGGAGAGAAUGGAAUUAAUAUUGAAGCUAAAAAUGAUCAGAUUUGGAUUUUUGGUAAAUCUACAGAAUCAAAAAAGACAUAUGUAGCAGACUUUCCUAUCAAAGUUCCUUUAAAAGCAAAAAUAAUUGCUACAGCAACUAUUAAGAAGGCAAUGAUAAGUGUACCUUUUAUUAUGCAUCUUCAAUCUAAAAGAACAGGAAUUAAAGUAGAUACCUUUGGUACCUAUUCAGGUAUAGCAACUUGGGACUUAACAUAUACCUUAAGUGAAUGA